CAUAAAAACUAGUCCUUUGCCAAGUCAUCAUUCAGUGCACAGCAACGAUGGCAUCGACUCCAAUGGAAGGCAAAUGGGUUCAGCUAAAACAGAAAGGAACUGGACCAGGAGCAAGAAGCUCUCACGCCAUAGCUCUUGUAGGAAACAAAGUCUACGCCUUCGGCGGCGAGUUCCAACCACGUGUCCCUGUUGACAACCAUCUCUACGUUUUCGACGUCAACACUUUAACAUGGUCAAUCCAAGAAGCUUCAGGGGAAGCUCCUCCUCCUAGAGUAGGUGUAGCCAUGGCUUCUGUAGGAUCCACCAUUUACUUCUUUGGUGGCCGUGACGAGAAUCACCAAGAGCUCAACGAGCUUUACUCUUUCAACACUGUGACCAACCAGUGGAAGCUCCUCUCUUCAGGGGAAACAGGUCCUGAAAACAGAAGCUACCACUCUAUUACUGCUGAUUCUCAGAACGUGUAUGUGUUUGGUGGGUGUGGAGUUGAUGGACGUCUCAAGGAUCUUUGGGCGUACAAUGUUGUUGAUGAGAAAUGGAUUAAGUUCCCAUCUCCAGGAGAGGGUUGUAAAGGAAGAGGAGGUCCAGGGCUUGAGGUGGUUGAAGGGAAGAUAUGGGUUGUGUAUGGAUUCACAGGAGAUGAAGCAGAUGAUGUUCAUUGUUUCGACAUAGGUAAAGGAGAAUGGAAAGAAGUUGAGACAAAAGGGGAGAAACCUUCUGCGAGAAGUGUGUUUUCCACUGCUGUUGUUGGGAAACAGAUUGUGAUAUUUGGAGGAGAGGUUGAUCCUAGCGAUUUAGGGCAUAUGGGAGCAGGGUGUUUCACAGCUGAAGCUUAUGGGCUUGAUACAGAGACGUUGGAGUGGAGGAAAUGGGAAGAUGGGUUUGGAACAGAGGAGGAGCAUCCAGGGCCUAGAGGAUGGUGUGCGUUUGCAGCUGGGUCAAGGGAUGGUAAGGAAGGUUUGUUGGUUUAUGGAGGGAACUCUCCAAGUAAUGAUAGGCUUGAUGAUAUCUUCUUCUUCACUCCAAACUCUUACUAAUGUGAUUAGUAAACUAAGUGUGGUUUGGUUUUCUUGAUGAGUCCAAUGUUUGAUUCUGUGAGGUUUAAGCCAUGAGUCUGGUACUAAGUUGUUUCUGUUUGGUUGAAGGUUAUGUUUAUCUACACUUUUGUAAAUCUGAAUGAUCAUUGAAUAAUUAUAAAUAAGCAAUGUUCAAUCCUAUAAUUAGGGAG
This is a messenger RNA of Eruca vesicaria subsp. sativa (arugula), 1225 nucleotides long. The record is from the annotation of a GenBank genome assembly. NCBI's taxonomy places the organism in Eukaryota, Viridiplantae, Streptophyta, Magnoliopsida, Brassicales, Brassicaceae.